AUGACGGAGCCUGACCCCAUUUCGCGUAUCCACUCAGAGGUUUCCAUAUCAAGCCUUGAGGAAGCAAGAGAACGUCUUACUGCGCUGCUUUUGCAAGUGAUGGAUUACAAGAGAGGCAGAGAGAAAGACGCGAAUCAUCAAGCCGCAGAUGGUGAUAUCUCGCGAAAUAGAAUCGGGCAGAGUCUCUCCCAGUGGUGGGACGCAAUGGAGGCAUGGUUGUUACAGGAGCACAAUUCCUUAAGCUCAAAGGAGCACAAUGGAAUUACGUGCCUCCGAAUCCUUUAUCUGACUGGAUACAUCCUCCUGACCGUGCCUCGAGGGGCGGAAGAAAUCCUGUAUGACAACCUCCGUGAAGAGUUCUCGAAGAUUGUCGAAUAUGCUUCUGUUCUGGCACUAGCGCCAGAAGAUGACGGUGAGCACAGCUGUUCGCACGAACUCGGCAUCUUACCUGGUUUAUAUCUGACUGGAACCAAAUGCCGUGAUCCUACCCUCCGACGUCGGGCAUUGGCACUUCUGACAUCUUGCCGAAGGAGGGAGGGCGUUUGGGACAGUGAGUCGGCCUCGAAGGUCGUAUCUAGGAUCAUUUCCAUCGAAGAGAAAAGCGGCAAGGUACAUAGCUGUAGAGAUGUUGUUGAGGGGAGCCGAGUGAGGGACACCUGGCUCCUGAAACCAUCCAACAUGGACAGACAUGCUCCUCUUGUGUUCACCCGCAGGUCACGAACAGACGCUGCAUUGGAGAUUAUUGAGGAGCAGAUUCAAUGGUGA
This is a messenger RNA of Exophiala spinifera, 765 nucleotides long. RefSeq lists its product as uncharacterized. Lineage: Eukaryota; Fungi; Ascomycota; Eurotiomycetes; Chaetothyriales; Herpotrichiellaceae. The transcript has a single exon. The record is from RefSeq and is a predicted model, not a curated record. The coding region runs from base 1 to 765 and encodes 254 amino acids.